This is a messenger RNA of Neltuma alba, 4077 nucleotides long. RefSeq lists its product as uncharacterized. The coding region runs from base 1 to 4077 and encodes 1358 amino acids. NCBI's taxonomy places the organism in Eukaryota, Viridiplantae, Streptophyta, Magnoliopsida, Fabales, Fabaceae. Gene Ontology annotation, biological process: DNA repair; telomere maintenance. The transcript has 5 exons. The record is from RefSeq and is a predicted model, not a curated record. Gene Ontology annotation, molecular function: DNA helicase activity.
AUGUCUGCCACCAUUGAAUACCCCCAGCCUCAUGUGUCGGAUACAGGCUACUUAGACGAUGGCGACCCCGUCUACGAGUGUCAAUUUUGUGGUGCCUUACUCUGGAUUGGCGAGCGCCUCAAGCGUUGCUCUUCUUCUGAAUACCCGCUUUUCUCAACCUGCUGUUGUCACGGCAAGGUUGUUGUGCCUUACCUUCAAACCCCACCAGACCAAUUCCGGCAGUUUUUCUUCCAGAAAGAACAUCCAAAAUCUAAAAACUUCUUGGCCAACAUAAGAGCAUACAACAAUAUGUUUUGCUUCACUUCCAUGGGAGGAAAGAUUGACCAUUCCCUCAACUCUCGCGGAGGUGGCCCCUACUCCUUUAUCAUGUCCGGCCAAAACUAUCAUCUCUUGGGAAGCUUAUUGCCACCUGAAGGAUGCCCUCCUGUGUACUCACAGCUCUAUAUUUACGACACGGACAAUGAAAUAAGAAACCGGAUGGCGGCGAUCAGGCACCAUCCAGACAAAUCAGGUGUUGACGAAGCCAUUGCUAUGGACAUUAAAGAUUGCCUCGACCAGCAUAAUGCCCUGGUCAAGAAAUACCGUAUGGCAUCAGAAAUCCUUCGCCAAGACAACACUGCCGAAGUCAGGACACGCCUCCUCAGAGAAUCAACCAAUAGAAGCAGAAAUUAUGAGCUACCAACGGCAUCGGAGGUAGCCGCGUUGAUAGUCAGAGAUUUUGAUGAGUCAUAUUCCAACAGAGACAUAAUCAUAGAAAAGAAAGCAGGCUCCUUGAAGCGCGUCCAUGAAUUACACAAGUUGUACUUGCCUCUUCAAUAUCCCCUCAUCUUCCACUAUGGCAAUAACGGAUUCAUACCGAAGACGGAACAUAACGAUGCAUCUCUUAUUAGCACUAGGAAGAAAAAGUACCUCAUAAUAAGAGAGUACCUAGCUUUCAAACUGAUGGACAGAAAUAUAGAGGAGUCUGUGUUACUGCACUCAAAGAGGUUAUUACAGCAAUUCAUCGUAGACGGCUUCACAAUGGUUGAGAGUGAGAGGCUCGACUACAUAAGGAGACACCAGAGAGAGCUCAGGGUUGACCUAUACAAAGGACUUGCUGACGCAAUAACAAGGGGUGAGACAGAUGCGUCCAACACAGGAAAGAGGAUAAUCCUACCUUCUUCUGUUACCGGAGGUGCUAGAUACAUGAUCCAUAACUACCGGGAUGCAAUGGCCAUAUGCAGAUGGGCAGGAUACCCCGACAUCUUCUUGACCUUUACUUGCAAUCCGGCAUGGCCUGAGAUAACAAGAUUCUGCAAGAAAUACAACCUCAGCCCAUCUGAUCGACCCGACAUCUUGACGAGGAUGUUCAACCUCAAACUUGCAGCACUGAUGAAAUGCAUUAGGGAGCAAAAAAUAUUCGGCACAAUCAAAGCAGAGAUAUAUACAAUUGAGUUCCAGAAGCGGGGGCUGCCGCACGCACACAUUAUUUUGUUCAUAGAGCCGUGUGACAAACCCAAGACAGCUGAGGAUGUCGACAGAAUCAUCUCAGCAGAGAUACCUGACAAGGAUGCAAACCCGGUGCUAUUUGAGCUUGUCACCAAUUUCAUGAUGCACGGGCCCUGUGGCUGCUCCAAUCAGAAAUCACCUUGCAUGAAAGAUGGAAAGUGUUCAAAGUACUUCCCAAGAAGAUAUGCGCCACACACAACAAUAGAUGACGAUGGGUACCCCACAUACCGUAGGAGGAACAAUGGCAGAACAACUGGCCACUUAAAUGUCGAGAAGACAAACCAAUCGAGGGCUAUCAAGUAUUUGUUCAAAUACAUCAGCAAGGGCCACGACCGUGUUAUAGCAGGUAUCUACCACAAUGAUGAGCCCGGAACCUCACGACCCGAUUUCGAUGAGAUCUCACAUUACCUUAACUGCAGAUACAUCUCAGCCUGUGAGGGCGCGUGGCGAAUAUUCUCAUUCAACAUCCACCACAGGUACCCUUCUGUCGAGAGAUUGAGCUUCCAUCUACCAGAUCAACAGGCUGUUUUUUACACGGCCAACGACGAAAUGCCUUCACUGAUUGACAGGCCACGGGUGAAGGAGUCAAUGUUCCUCGCAUGGCUCGCCAAGAAUAAAGAAGACUCAUUCGCAAGGACCUUAACAUAUUCUGAGUUCCCACAGCAUUACACUUUUAAUAAGCAGAAGAGGGAGUGGAGGCUACGCCAGAGAGGCUUCUCUGUCGGGAGAUUGGCUCACGUAUCGCCAUCCCAGGGUGAGGCUUACUACCUCCGGGUCCUGCUGUCUAAGACGAGAGGGCCCUUUAGCUACAGAGACAUUAGGACAGUAGACAACGUCGUCCAACCAACAUUCAGGGCGGCAUGCUAUGCGCUAGGGUUGCUUCACGAUGAUCAAGAGUACAUCGACGCAGUAAAAGAGGCAGCAUUCUGGGCUACAGAAAUAUCAAUCACCGACUCAGAUAGGGAGGAGGUUGGACUUAUUGAGAUUCAGAGGCUGCUCCUUAAGAAUGGUAGGUCACUGGACGACUACCCAUCGCUGCCAAAACCAAGCUCCACUGAAUUCUUGGACACAACAAACAACUUGCUACUCCAGGAACUCAGCUACGACAGAGAUGCUUGUGCGGCAGACGCCGUAAGGUUAGCAGCAUCACUAACAGAUGAGCAAAGAAAGAUAUUCCACGAAGUCCUUGAUGCGGUCAGCAGGAACACCGGCGGGUUCUACUUCGUCUAUGGUUACGAGGGCACUGGCAAGACUUUCCUAUGGAACGCCCUGACCGUGGCUGUACGAGCAAAUGGCGAUGUGGUCAUCAACGUCGCAUCGAGCGGAAUAGCAGCGACUCUAUUGCUCUCAGGAAGGACUGCUCAUUCGAGAUUCGCGAUCCCUAUCGACAUAAAUGAGGACUCCACAUGUAAUAUUAGCCAUGGUUCUCCUGUGUCUCAUUUACUGCGGUCCGCAAAAUUAAUCAUCUGGGACGAGGCGCCAAUGAUAAAACGGCAUUGUGUGGAGGCUGUAGAUCGAUCAUUAAAGGAUAUAAUGAGGUGCGACCUCCCAUUUGGUGGCAAGUGCGUCGUCAUGGGGGGCGAUUUCAGGCAGAUCUUACCUGUCAUACCAAAGGGAUUCCGUGCAGACAUUAUAAGCGCGGCUAUAAACUCAUCCGCACUUUGGCUGUCGUGCAAGCUGUUCAAGCUCACUAAAAACAUGCGCCUGCAGUUUGCAGCUAAGGCAUUAGACCAGAAAAAGGUCAGUGGAUUCUCCAGAUGGUUGCUUGAUGUCGGUGAUGGUACAAUUGGGCUGCCCCAUGAGGGCACGACGGACAUUGAGAUCCCAGUCGAUUUCCUCAUCACUGACUCCCUUGACCCUAUCAACUCCAUAGUCUCAUCUACAUAUCCCACACUCCAACAGAACAUAACACAUCCAAACUACCUCACAGAAAGGGCGAUUUUAGCCCCCACAACCGAUGUCGUCGACCAGAUAAAUGAUUACAUGCUGUCGCUCCUCCCUGGAGACUCCGUUCAUUAUCUCAGCUCUGACUCCAUCUCUAGCACCGAUCAGGAUAGCAGCUCAUUCCAGGAUCUAUACUCCCCGGAAUUCCUGAACACAAUAAAUUGCUCUGGGAUGCCACCCCAUAAGCUCUCUUUGAAGGUUGGAAUACCGGUCAUGCUGUUGCGAAACAUCGACCAGUCUGCAGGCCUGUGCAACGGAACGAGGCUUCGUAUCACGUAUCUGGGCAAGAACUUCAUCAGGGCGGUAACGUUAAAUGGAACGAGCACAGGUGACCAGGUACUCAUCCACCGCAUGGACAUGAAUCCUUCAGAGACCACCCUCCCGUUCAAAAUGACGAGACGACAGUUCCCGUUCAUAAUCUCUUUUGCGAUGACCAUCAACAAGAGCCAGGGACAGUCAUUAACGAACGUCGGUUUGUACCUGCCCAGGCCGGUGUUUACACAUGGACAGCUGUAUGUCGCAUUGUCAAGGGUCAAGAAUAUGGACGGUCUCAAAAUAUUGAUCCUCGAUUCUGACAGUAAACCCACGAAUGUUACUCGGAAUGUGGUCUACAGGGAAGUCUUCCAGAAUAUGAAUUCGGAAUGA